GGACACUCUAGCAACUUUGCAAUUAUGAGUCAAAGACAGGCCGCAGCCCUUGCGGAAGAAAAUCGUAUUCGAGAUGAGCACCAAGCAGCUAUUACCGCCAGACGGGCAGCUGCGGACACAACUGGUCAUGCCGAGACGAAUGGAUAUCGAGGGCCAUCCGUAGAAUCAGAAUCAGAUGAAUACGACCUUGCAGAGGAAUCAGCCGUUGUGCCCGUCGUGUUGUCUGUAAUCGGUUCGAAUUCACAGCAACCUAGUGGUCAUCGAGCACCACCUGCACCACCUGCACCACCUGCAUCACCAACACCACCACCAGCAUAUGUACCAAGCGCACCGCCAUUAGAACUGCCAAUCGUCUCGGUGCCCACGCCUACACAUAAUCCAGCACAGGCUGCACAGCAGUCUACUACUUCUCCUUCAGCCCCCAUAAUAUCACCCGUACCACCAAUAGCACCGCCAACCGUCGGAGGAGCCACACUUGCUCCACAGCACUCACUACUUUUCACACCAAACGACUGGUCUUCAAAUGGUAGUCGUAUUGCUAUGCCACCCAAUAGGAGUCCAGAUCUUAUGAGCUUAGAUGGCUUGAGUAUUGAUGGAUCAUGGAAUACGCACCCCGCUGUUGCUGAUGUAAGGCUAGCAAUUAGGGAUGAACCAGUGAGAGCCCCUUUUAAAAGAGCUCUUCGUACGAGAGGGAACUCUUUUCUCCUUAGUUAA
Molecule: messenger RNA, 714 nt
Organism: Mollisia scopiformis
Lineage: Eukaryota; Fungi; Ascomycota; Leotiomycetes; Helotiales; Mollisiaceae
Exons: 2
Coding region: 25-714 (229 amino acids)
Source: RefSeq, a predicted model, not a curated record